ACAUUUUGUACAAAUAGCUAUUUUGCUUAUCUAAUUUCAGACUUUGAGCAGGUUCACCGGUCUGGCGAACACAGUUCUCACGCUUCAUAGUAUCAGUUUGGGCAGGGGAGAGACUGGGAGUCAUCUCUGCUCCGGAGCCGUAUUCUUCUCUACCAUUAAGCAAUAAUUUAAUUUUCUUACUCCUCAGCUCAAGUUUUUCUUUUUUCAACUCUUUCAACCGGAGGUUUUGUCUGUAAUGGCUCGAACCGUGGGAAAAUGGAUUAAGGUUUGCUCAUACUUAUAGGGCGUUUGCCAAAUAAAUCAAGGCUAAUGCUGAUUCAGCAAAAUGAGCCGAAAGAGCCAACCAAAGGGGAAUAGGGGAUGCUAAUAACUCUACCAUUUAGUUGCUUGUAUUCUGGAUCAGUCAGGCACUGGACCUGGGGCAAGGAGCUCUCAUGCAAUUACCAUUGUAGGACAAAAGGUCUAUGCUUUCGGUGGUGAGUUCACCCCACGUGUCCCUGUUGACAAUCAACUCUAUGUAUUCAAUCUUAGUGACCAAACUUGGUCAUUGGCUGAGGCUGUCACUGGAGAUGUCCCUCCCCCUCGUGUAGGUGUCACUAUGGCAACGAUUGGGGAGACAAUAUACAUCUUCGGUGGAAGAGAUGCUGAGCACAAAGAGCUGAACGAACUUUAUUCUUUCAACACAUCCACGAACCAGUGGACCCUCUUGUCAAGCGGGGAUGACGGCCCCCCAAACCGGAGCUACCACUCCAUGACAAGUGAUGAUCAACACAUAUUUGUCUUUGGUGGGUGUGGUUUGACUGGUCGGCUCAAUGAUCUAUGGGCUUACAAUAUUGUUAGUGAAAAAUGGGCAAAGUUUCCCUUGCCUGGGGAUGCUUGUAAAGGUAGAGGUGGACCAGGAUUGGCUGUAGUCCAAGGAAAAAUCUGGGUUGUGUAUGGAUUUUCAGGUGAUGAACUUGAUGAUGUACAUUGUUUCGAUGCAAUUGAAGAGAAGUGGACUCUUGUCCAAACUAAAGGAGAAAAUCCAUCUGCCCGGAGUGUGUUUUCAACAACUCGGAUUGGGAAGUACAUAUUUAUAUAUGGUGGGGAAGUUGACCCAAGCGACUUAGGUCACCUUGGUGCUGGAAAGUUUUCUGCUGAGGUUUAUGCUCUUGAUACCGAAACACUAGUUUGGAAAAGGUGGGAUGCCGCUGGAGAUCUUCCAGGGCCAAGAGGAUGGUGUGCUUUUGCUGGCGGGCAGCGAGACGGGCAAGAGGGGCUGCUAGUAUAUGGGGGUAAUUCACCCACGAAUGAUCGGCUUGGCGAUAUAUUCUUUUUCACUCCUUUCUUGGAGCGUUAACAACAAAUAUAUCUACGGAGUGUUGCUGGAUGAGUAAUAAUGUAUGAGUAAAGUUCUGAAAUUUGGUUUGAUUGGCAACAAUAAUUGGCUAAUAUUUUGGUUUCUCUCCUAUAUGCUUGCUUUUUUGCUUACAUUGUUUUUUGUGCUCCACUGUCGCUACUAUAUAUUCUCAUCAUCACUAUCACAUCAUGUCAUGUUGUGAUUUUUAUG
Molecule: messenger RNA, 1549 nt
Organism: Cuscuta epithymum
Lineage: Eukaryota; Viridiplantae; Streptophyta; Magnoliopsida; Solanales; Convolvulaceae
Source: the annotation of a GenBank genome assembly